This is a messenger RNA of Physcomitrium patens, 3080 nucleotides long. NCBI's taxonomy places the organism in Eukaryota, Viridiplantae, Streptophyta, Bryopsida, Funariales, Funariaceae. The record is from RefSeq and is a predicted model, not a curated record.
UAUUGCCCGACGUGGGAUCGUUUCUUUUCUUCGACUGUCCGUGUUUCUUCCGUGCUAACGUGCCUAACUUACACUUCGCAUCACCACCAUGACCAUGGCGAGGCUGACCACCUAAGCAGUUCCUCUUUCUCGCACUUCUUUGUUAGUACAGUUCGUCCCUCUUCAGCGCUAACUUUUUAUUUUCGCCUCUUCACCGUCGCCCUGGAGUGCGGAAUCGAGGCAUACUUGUUUGAAGUCUUUUUUUCGUCUCUUAGCUGUAAUUCUGACGUUGCUUCACAUUUAUUUGCUGUGCUUCAUCGAAUAUAGCGUUCAGCAAUAACUCUGGAAUCAUGGGUAAAAAAACUUCAAAUCCAAGGGUUUUCUUCGAUGUUACCAUUGGUGGUAAUCCUGCUGGCAAAAUUGUUAUGGAGCUUUAUACAGAUGUGCCCAAAACUGCAGAAAAUUUUCGAGCGCUCUGCACAGGAGAGAAGGGUUUAGGCCGCAUUACAAAGAAACCCCUACACUUCAAAGACACUAUAUUUCACCGAAUCAUUCCAGGAUUUAUGGCACAAGGGGGAGACUUCUCCAAGAGAGAUGGCACAGGUGGUGAGAGCAUUUACGGUGGCAAGUUUGCCGAUGAAAAUUUCAAGUAUGGGCACGAUGGAGCGGGGAUACUAUCGAUGGCAAAUGCUGGUCCAAACACAAACGGUUCACAGUUCUUUCUUACUUUUAAAUCGCAACCACAUUUGAAUGGGAAGCAUGUGGUGUUUGGCAAGGUAGUCGAAGGCAUGGAUAUCUUGAAGACGAUAGAGAAUGUACCUACAUCUGGUCAGAGAAACAAGCCAGACGUGCCAAUAAAGAUAGUGGAUUGUGGAGAGGCACUCCAGGGCAAAGACAAUAGUGUCGUUCCCCACAAAGACGACAAGAAGAAGGCUAAAAAACUCAAAGAUAGUAGAGAUGAUUACUCAAGUGAUGACGAUAAAGAACAUUAUCGUUCUAAGAGGAAGCAUAGGAAGGUUGUAAAAGACCGAAGGAGGAAGAAAAGGAGGCGUUACUCAUCAGAUUCUUCUGAGAGUUCAUCAGAUUCAGAAUACUAUUCAGAUUCUUCGUCUGAUACUGAAUCUGACUCUGAAUCAUACUCGUCCUCUGAAUUAAGCUCGUCCAGCGAGGACGAUAGACGGAAACGAAAGAGGAAACCAGUAAGGAAGGAGAAGAAGAGAACUCACAGGCGAAAAAGAGACAAACGCAAAGAUAGGAGACGAAAGAGGAGGACCAGAUCAAGAAGGAGAUCUAAGUGGAGUUCUGAAAGUGAUAGCAGUGAUUCUGACAGUGAAACUUCGAGCUCAGAUCUUGAAAGUGACACUGAUAGUGACGUGAGUGCACGUGCGGCGAAGAGAACCCAGAAGACACAAAUUCGAGAUAAAGUUGGAACGAAACAAUCAACCACAACAGCUGAAAAAUCUGGCCAGAGAGCAGGUGCCAAACUUGUUGGAAAACAAAUAGAAAUCGAUAUGAAGGUAUCUAAGGACGAUCUAAAAGAGGGACCUGUGGAAUUUCGGGAAGACUCGAAACCUCAGGCGGUGGCUUCAGAUUUGAGUUUGUCGCCUCCACCCAGUCCUCGUCAAAGCCGAUCAAGGAGUCGUAGCAGAAGCUUUGAGAAGAGGAGAAGCUCGACCCAUAGUCCGAGUCCAAGCAGGAGCCCCGUGGAGAGGAAAAGAAGUCCGAGCAGAAGCCCUGUAGUGCGGAAAAAAAGUCUGAGCAGGAGUCCGACCCCUCGUAGUCCUACAUCUGAUGAUAGGAAAAGUCUGAGCAGAAGUCCGGUCUCCCGCAGUCCUAUAUUCGUCACUAGGAAAAAAUCGAGUAGCAUCCGUAGCCCAAGUCCUGUUCCUCCAAGCCCCAAUGUCCAGGGCCUACCUCAAUCAGAUCAAGCAGAGCGGCAGAGUUUGAGCCGCAGCAAGAGUCGGACUCCCAGCACAAGGUCUAUGAAGAGUAGAAGCCCUGCUCGUCCUACUAGCGCGAAAGCCCGGAGCCUCACCCUUGCUGAUCCUCUCAACAGAUCUCGUAGUCGGAGUUUGGUGCGUAGUCCCAGUCGAGAAGGCACUCCAAAGAGGAUUAGGAGAGGUCGUGGGUUUAGCCAGCAGUAUUCAUAUGCCCGUCGAUACCGAACCCCUGACCGGUCUCCACCGCGGACUUACGGCUAUGGUGGGCGUGGCGAUCGAGAUAGACACGAUCGGGGUGGAAAUGACAGGUAUGGAAGGGGGUACAGGGGCAAUCGAGAUUGGAGCCCAAGACGAUACAGAAGUCCUCCAAGAGCCCGAUCACCACCCAGACACAGGAGGACUGCCAGCAGAAGCUUAAGUCGAAGUCGUAGUCCUCGUGUUCACCGUGACCGUAGUCGAAGAGGUAUUCAUCGGAGCGUCAGUCGUAGCGUUUCUCCGUCUGGAGGUCGUGCCCCCAUCAGCAGUGACCUCCGCAAUCGUCUUGGACCCCGAAUUGCAAUCCAAUCUAAAGAUGGACAUAAUAACGGAGGUUCCAGAGGAGCUAGGCGUCGUUCUCGAAGUGCCAGUUCUUCUGUAUCUCACUCUCCAAGUCGUUCGUUGUCCAAGAGUCUAUCACCUGAAAAGAGGAAACUUGUCUCUUACGCCAGGGAUGAAACUGAUCGUCGACGACGCAGGUCACCGACACUUUCGGUGAGUGUUUCUCCAUCACGAAGCAGAUCCUCAGGUGAGAAUGCAGGCUUGGUGUCGUAUGGGAGGGAUUUAAGCCCUGGUUCACGAUCACCUUCGAAAUAGAUUUUAGAAGUUCUAUUACUGUGUCUUGGAGGUUCUAGAGCAUAGAUGUUGGUCUUUAGCCGUUCAUUUGUCAUCAGGUUUUUUGUUCAGCCUGCCUCUGGCAGCUGUGGUAUUUCCUUACUCUUUUCUUAGUUAAUACCUCAGCGUGCACGAGGUUGUGCAUGUGUUAAGAAACCGAAGCUCAUUAGAAUAGCAUACCUGAUCGACAUUUAGCGUGAUAUUUUGAAGUAGUCCGUGUUUUCAUCAUUUUGACAUCAAAUGUGUUCUUCAUAUAUAAAUACCAGUGUUGAUUGUGUUAAAAUUUCCUUA